Galeopterus variegatus (Sunda flying lemur) is the source of this 2359-nucleotide messenger RNA. Its product is annotated as signal transducer and activator of transcription 3-like. Bases 201 to 2258 code for a protein of 685 amino acids. NCBI's taxonomy places the organism in Eukaryota, Metazoa, Chordata, Mammalia, Dermoptera, Cynocephalidae. Gene Ontology annotation, molecular function: RNA polymerase II cis-regulatory region sequence-specific DNA binding; DNA-binding transcription factor activity, RNA polymerase II-specific. The transcript has 23 exons. Gene Ontology annotation, biological process: regulation of transcription by RNA polymerase II; regulation of cell population proliferation; leptin-mediated signaling pathway. The record is from RefSeq and is a predicted model, not a curated record.
GAGCGGGGUUCCGACGUCGCCGCGGACGGAACAAGCCCCAGCCGGAUCCUUGACGAGCAGCCCCGCUCUGCUCGCUCUCGGCGUCGGCUAGGAGAGGCCCCGCGGUCGGAGGGAGCCCGCCGCUCGCACCUCGCGCAAGCGCAGCCCCGGCCUGUCGGGCCUCAGCCGGAGAAACAGUUGGGACCCCUGAUUCCAGCAGGAUGGCCCAAUGGAAUCAGCUGCAGCAGCUCGACACGCGGUACCUGGAGCAGCUUCAUCAGCUGUACAGCGACAGCUUCCCGAUGGAGCUACGGCAGUUUCUGGCCCCUUGGAUUGAGAGUCAAGAUUGGGCAUACGCGGCCAGCAAAGAAUCACAUGCUACUUUGGUGUUUCAUAAUCUCUUGGGUGAGAUUGACCAGCAGUAUAGCCGCUUCCUACAAGAGUCCAAUGUUCUCUAUCAGCACAAUCUGCGAAGAAUCAAGCAGUUCCUUCAGAGCAGAUACCUUGAGAAGCCAAUGGAGAUUGCCCGAAUUGUGGCCCGGUGUCUGUGGGAAGAGUCUCGCCUCCUCCAGACUGCAGCCACCGCAGCCCAGCAAGGGGGCCAGGCCAACCACCCCACGGCUGCUGUGGUGACAGAGAAGCAGCAGAUGCUGGAGCAGCACCUGCAGGAUGUCCGGAAGAGAGUUCAGGAUCUAGAACAAAAAAUGAAAGUGGUCGAGAAUCUUCAGGAUGACUUUGAUUUCAACUAUAAAACCCUCAAGAGUCAAGGAGACAUGCAAGAUCUGAAUGGAAACAACCAGUCGGUGACCAGGCAGAAGAUGCAGCAGCUGGAACAGAUGCUUACUGCCCUUGACCAGAUGCGGAGGAGCAUUGUGAGUGAGCUGGCAGGGCUUUUGUCUGCGAUGGAGUACGUGCAGAAAACUCUCACGGACGAAGAGCUGGCUGACUGGAAGAGGCGGCAGCAGAUUGCUUGCAUUGGAGGCCCUCCCAACAUCUGCCUAGACCGUCUUGAAAACUGGCUUGGGUUCGGAUCCCGGGAGUUGAAUUAUCAGCUUAAAAUUAAAGUAUGCAUUGACAAAGACUCCGGGGAUGUGGCAGCUCUCAGAGGAUCCCGGAAAUUUAACAUUCUGGGCACAAAUACAAAAGUCAUGAACAUGGAAGAGUCGAACAAUGGCAGCCUGUCUGCAGAAUUCAAACACUUGACCCUGAGGGAGCAAAGAUGUGGGAAUGGGGGCCGAGCCAAUUGUGACGCCUCCCUGAUUGUGACCGAGGAGCUGCACCUGAUCACCUUUGAGACUGAGGUGUAUCACCAAGGCCUCAAGAUCGACCUAGAGACCCACUCCUUGCCAGUUGUGGUGAUCUCCAACAUCUGUCAGAUGCCAAACGCCUGGGCAUCAAUCCUGUGGUAUAACAUGCUGACCAACAACCCCAAGAACGUGAACUUCUUCACCAAGCCCCCAAUUGGAACAUGGGAUCAAGUGGCUGAGGUGCUGAGCUGGCAGUUCUCCUCCACUACAAAGCGAGGGCUGAGCAUCGAGCAGUUGACCACACUGGCAGAGAAGCUCUUAGGACCAGGUGUGAACUAUUCAGGGUGUCAGAUCACAUGGGCUAAAUUUUGCAAAGAAAACAUGGCCGGCAAGGGCUUCUCCUUUUGGGUCUGGCUGGACAAUAUCAUUGACCUUGUGAAAAAGUACAUUCUGGCUCUUUGGAAUGAAGGGUACAUCAUGGGCUUUAUCAGUAAGGAGCGGGAGCGGGCCAUCUUGAGCACCAAGCCCCCAGGCACCUUCCUGCUAAGAUUCAGUGAAAGCAGCAAAGAAGGAGGUGUCACCUUCACCUGGGUGGAAAAGGACAUCAGUGGUAAGACCCAGAUCCAGUCGGUGGAACCAUAUACCAAGCAGCAGCUGAACAACAUGUCAUUUGCUGAAAUCAUCAUGGGCUAUAAAAUCAUGGAUGCUACCAAUAUCCUGGUGUCUCCACUGGUCUAUCUCUAUCCUGACAUUCCUAAGGAGGAGGCAUUUGGAAAGUAUUGUCGGCCAGAGAGCCAGGAGCAUCCUGAAGCUGACCCAGGUGCUGCUCCAUACCUGAAGACCAAGUUUAUCUGUGUGACACCAACGACCUGCAGCAAUACCAUUGACCUGCCGAUGUCCCCCCGCACUUUAGAUUCAUUGAUGCAGUUUGGAAAUAAUGGUGAAGGUGCUGAGCCCUCAGCAGGAGGGCAGUUUGAGUCCCUCACAUUUGACAUGGAGUUGACCUCGGAGUGCGCUACCUCCCCCAUGUGAGGCGCUGAGAACGGAAGCUGCAGAAGAGAUAUGUCUGAGGCACCUACCUGUGUUCCACCGCCCCUUACACAGCCAAACCCCAGAUCAUCUGCAACUCCUCA